CGGCCGCGCGCCACCGCUCUGCUCCGCCGCGCGCCGCUCCGCCGCCCCCCCCCGGCCCCGGCCCGCCGCCGCCGCCAGCCCCGCCGCCCCGCCGCCACCCCGGGGCCGCCAUGGAGACCGGCAGCAAGAUGACGGCUCGCCUGAUGCUCGCCGUGGGAGGAGCGGUGCUGGGUUCCUUGCAAUUUGGCUACAACACUGGUGUCAUCAACGCCCCGCAAAAGGUGAUUGAGGACUUCUACAACCGUACCUGGCUGUACCGAUAUGAGGAGCCCAUCAGCCCCGCCACCCUCACCACGCUCUGGUCCCUCUCCGUUGCCAUCUUCUCUGUCGGAGGCAUGAUCGGAUCCUUUUCUGUGGGGCUCUUUGUCAAUCGCUUCGGACGGCGCAACUCCAUGCUGAUGUCCAACAUUCUCGCCUUCGUGUCUGCCGUCCUCAUGGGCUUCUCCAAGAUGGCUUUCUCCUUCGAGAUGCUCAUCCUUGGUCGCUUCAUCAUCGGCCUCUACUCCGGCCUCACCACCGGUUUCGUGCCCAUGUAUGUGGGUGAGGUGUCGCCCACUGCACUCCGGGGCGCGUUGGGGACCUUCCACCAGCUUGGCAUCGUCUUGGGCAUCCUCAUCGCGCAAGUGUUCGGUUUGGACUUGAUCAUGGGAAACGACUCACUCUGGCCGCUGCUCCUGGGGUUCAUCUUCGUCCCUGCCCUGCUGCAGUGCAUCAUCCUGCCCUUUGCCCCUGAGAGCCCCCGCUUCCUCCUCAUCAACCGCAACGAGGAGAACAAAGCCAAGAGUGUCCUCAAGAAGCUGCGGGGCACGACGGACGUCAGCAGUGACCUCCAGGAGAUGAAGGAAGAGAGCCGGCAAAUGAUGAGGGAGAAGAAAGUCACCAUAAUGGAGCUCUUCCGUUCCCCCAUGUAUCGCCAGCCCAUUCUCAUCGCCAUCGUCCUGCAGCUGUCCCAGCAACUCUCAGGGAUCAAUGCAGUCUUCUACUACUCCACCAGCAUCUUUGAGAAGUCAGGUGUGGAGCAGCCUGUCUACGCCACCAUUGGCUCUGGCGUGGUGAAUACGGCUUUCACAGUUGUUUCGCUGUUUGUGGUGGAACGAGCCGGACGCAGGACCCUCCACCUCAUCGGCCUGGCGGGGAUGGCAGGGUGUGCAGUGCUCAUGACCAUUGCCCUGACGCUGCUGGACCAAAUGCCCUGGAUGUCCUACCUCAGCAUUGUGGCCAUCUUCGGGUUCGUGGCCUUCUUUGAGAUCGGUCCAGGCCCCAUACCUUGGUUUAUCGUGGCGGAACUGUUCAGCCAAGGCCCUCGUCCCGCUGCCUUCGCUGUGGCAGGGCUGUCCAACUGGACCUCGAACUUCAUCGUGGGCAUGGGCUUCCAGUACAUCGCGCAACUCUGCGGCUCCUACGUCUUCAUCAUCUUCACAGUGCUGCUAGUCCUCUUCUUCAUCUUCACCUACUUCAAGGUGCCAGAGACGAAGGGUCGGACCUUCGACGAAAUUGCCUCUGGUUUCCGUCAGGGGGGAGCGAGCCAGAGCGACAAAACCCCGGAUGAGUUUCACAGCUUGGGUGCCGACUCCCAGGUGUAACCUGCCGGCGGCUCCUCCUGGCCGCCCACCUUCUCUCCUGAGUUCUCUGGGGUGGAAUUUUUUAAAAACGCUUUGUACAGAAACCAGGAAGGAGGGAGCAGGGGGUCCGGCUCUUGUGCAUACACCCCUUUUCCAGACUCCCCCACUGGUUUAUCGGGGACAGACUGACCUAUUUUAUUAUUUUUAUUUUUAUUUUAUUUUUUUUCUGCUAGAAACGAUUUUUUUUUUAUUAUUAUUUUAUUAGCUGGUUUCGCGUCCAGGAUUUCAAAGCCAAUAGAUGGUUUAAAAACCAACCACGCGGCCUCCGCCAGCGGGAGGGCGGCUCCCUUUUUUUAAUGACGCGAUAGGUUAUUUAAUGAGAAAUCACGUAGCGGAAGUUUUUAAAGGAAAACUUUUAAAGGAAGCUUUUUUUUUUUUUUAAUGUUCUAAUCAUAGAAAAAUCAAAUUGACUAAAUCUAAACCAACGAUUUUUUUAAAAGGAAAAAAACCCAAACCCAACGAGUUAUUUUUGAAAACAGUUGAAUUUGAUUUGAAGCCCCUGGUGGGUUCGCGGGCGGGCGGUUUCCCUGCAUCGGGGGAGCGCUGAGGAUGGAGCGGUCCGGACCCGAGCGGCUGGAGAGGUCGAUGGCCUGUCGCCGGUUGCGGAGCGUCGUCUCCGCCAGCGGCUUUUCGUCUCCCUUCGCCCGAAUUUCAGCUGGGAGGGGACAAGGGGAGAGGGGGUGUGUCUCUCUCUCUCUCUCUCUCUUUCUCUCUUUUUUUUGGUUUAAUCUCGGCAAUAUUUGCCUGACGGUGAAGCGCCGGCAGCCACACCCUACAGCAACACCCCCCUCUCCAUCGCUACCCCCCGCCCCAAAUCCCAGACUCACCAAAAUCCACCAUCACGCGGAUACAUCCAUUUCCUGCUCUGUGUAUAGACUGGAAGAUAUUUAUAUUAUAUAUAUUUUUGUUCAAUGGUUGUUAAUAGUAGACAUUUAAGUUAUAGCGUUUCUGAUUUGACAAGCAAAGUACUGUAAAUAUUCUCGGAGUAUAUUCACACUGUAUAAUGUAUACAAAAAGGUACAGAUGCAAAGGUAUAGUUUCUAUAGCGACUAAGAUAAAGCUUGUACAUGGUUAGGAUGACUUUUGUAUAGUUCAUUACCUGCACUGUAGUUGUAUCUAUUGCACUGAAUUCCAGGCUGUAGUAUAUUAAAGAAGAAAAGAAAAAAAAAAAAAAUAAAGAAGAGAAAUACUGUCCGUUUCAAACAAAAGUGAAAAGAAAGGAAAAAGGAAAAUAAAUAAAGCCUCCCCUCUCCCUGCGGGCAGCUGCUGGGGGAGCUACUGGCACAUUCCCAAAGCCACAGGCAGGUUUUUUUAAAUAGUACUUUUUUUUUUAAUUUAUUUCUCUCUUUUGGAAGUGACCACACUUGCAAAAAAAUAAAGGUGGGGGAAAAAAGUAUAUAUAUAUAUAUAUAUAUAUAUAAAAAAAUACCCUUUGAUAAACUUGUCGCAUCUCUGCGCAGCAUGGCGCCUGAGGAAUGUGUGUGGUGGGGUUUUGGGGUUUUUUUUUUUGUUUUGUUUUUUUAAAACAACUACAGACAACUAAGUGCCAAGAGGAAGGUGUGCGGUGGUGGUGUGCUCGCAAUAAAUGAGAAUGGAUGCAGCGACCCGG
This is a messenger RNA of Aquila chrysaetos chrysaetos, 3231 nucleotides long. It is a transcript of the gene SLC2A1, whose product is annotated as solute carrier family 2 member 1. The coding region runs from base 111 to 1583 and encodes 490 amino acids. The transcript has 10 exons. Lineage: Eukaryota; Metazoa; Chordata; Aves; Accipitriformes; Accipitridae. Gene Ontology annotation, cellular component: apical plasma membrane; basolateral plasma membrane. The record is from RefSeq and is a predicted model, not a curated record. Gene Ontology annotation, biological process: D-glucose transmembrane transport; response to insulin.